This is a messenger RNA of Rotaria sp. Silwood2, 1416 nucleotides long. NCBI's taxonomy places the organism in Eukaryota, Metazoa, Rotifera, Eurotatoria, Philodinida, Philodinidae. The record is from the annotation of a GenBank genome assembly.
AUGCUCAAAUCAGAUGAAAUUCUUGAAAAAUUGGAGCCUGAUUCAAAAGAUGUUUUUGUUGAAGGCUUGAUUGAUAUGUAUAUCAACCGACCUGAUGAAAUGAAAAAUGUCUGUUUAGCUGAUUUUGUAUCGUUAUAUAAUAUAUCAAAGAAAAAAACAGGCUAUAUUGAAAUUAUAGAAAAUUCUGAUGACGAAGAUGUCAUUGACAAUGAAAUUGAUGAAAAAAGUGUUGCUUUAAAGAUGAAAAAUGGAAAAGGAUGGAUUAAAAAAAGAACAAAGAAAAAAAUAAUAAGAUACAGAAACUUUAAGCUGCAUCAAGAUCCUGAAAAUUAUUAUAGAGAGCAACUAAUGUUAUUUCUACCAUGGAGUAAGGAGGAAGAGGAUCUUAUUCAUAUAAAUCAUGAAGAGACAUUUGAAUUACAUAAAGAUUUAAUUCGACAAAACAGAUCUGAAUAUGUUCACCGUGAAGCCAAUGAAUUCGAAAAAGCUUUUGAAGAGCAAACAGAAAGAGGAAAUGACGAUGAUAUUGAUGAUACAAAUGUUGAAUAUGAUCAAGAUAAAAAUGAAUUUCUCAUUUAUGAAAUAGGAAACAAUGAAGGCGAUAUCUUUGUUGAAAUGGGACUCAAUACUCGAACUGAAAAAGUUGAACAUUUUAAUGUUCCUAAAAUAAUACCAGAUACUGAAUAUCAGGAAAUGAUGAGAAGUCUCAAUAACAAUCAAAGAAGAUAUACUUUAAAUGUGAUGAAUUUGAUAAAAAAUGGAGAUAAGCAAUUUUUUCAUUUCAUUAAUGGCGGUGCAGGUGUUGGCAAAAGUACUUUGAUCAAAGCAGUAUAUCAAUCGAUACUGAGAUUUUAUAAUUCUCUUCCGGGAUCUAAUCCAGAAACUAUUCGUACUGCAAUCUGUGCGCCAACUGGCAAAGCAGCAGCAUUAAUUGGUGGAAUGACAUUGCAUUCAUUUUUAAGUUUACCAGUUAAUCAAUGCAAACAUAAACUCGUUAAACUAGACAGUGAUAUUUCAAAUAGAAUUGGAGUGAAAUUGAAAGAUCUACAAUUACUAAUCAUAGACGAAAUAUCAAUGGUUGGUUUUACAAUGUUUCAACACGUCGAUGCNAAUAAUAUACUAAAUAGAGAUUCAACUAAUGCAAAAACGCAGAUUGACUAUUGCUUCACUAAUGUGAAAGACUUAAAAUCUGAUUAUUUUGAAAGUCUUACAAGUUUUCAUAAACCAAUAUGGAUAAGAAAACAUAAAGUUUUGACUAAGUUUCAUUUUGAUGAAACCGAAGAUAUUCAUACAAAUGUACCUUUUAAUAUCGAAGAUAUUAUAACUGAUGAUCAAUCUGACACGAUGGAAGUCGAUGAGAAAUUCGUUUUUGCACGCGUCAUGAAACAGUCGAUAAAAACGAACAAAUUGACUUAG